GGGAAAUCCGCCAGCGCCCUCCUCCGGGAAGCCCUCCGGGCGCCGCGGGGCGAGGUCGGGGUGCCCCGGCGGGAGGUCGGAGGGGGCCGCCGGCCGGUGGUCACUCUCCAGGGGAGGAGACGGCCGGCUGGUGGUCAUUCCGCGGGCAUGAGGGUCCCAAGCGGAGUUGCAGCGCUGGCCGGCUGUCCGCGAGGGAGGCCUAAAUCAGAGAUGCGAGCUGGGAGGACGAGCGGAUGCGAGGCGUGGCCUGGGAUGGGCUCCGGGGAGCAGGCAAGUCUAUAUGGACUACAAUGCAACCACCCCCCUGGAGCCGGAGGUCAUCCAGGCCAUGACUGAGGCCAUGCGGGAAGCCUGGGGAAACCCCAGCAGUCCUUACCCCGCAGGUAGGAAGGCCAAGGAUAUCAUCAACGCAGCUCGGAAAAACCUUGCGAAGAUGAUAGGCGGCAAACCUCAGGACAUAAUCUUCACUUCCGGGGGCACCGAGUCAAAUAACUUAGUAAUCCAUUCUGUGGUGAAACAUUUCCACAAAAUCCACACCUCAGAGAGGGACACGGCUGAGCACCACAGCCCGGCGGAGGGGGCCACGCCCCACUUUGUCACCUGCACCGUGGAGCACGACUCCAUCCGUCUGCCCCUGGAGCACCUGGUCAAGGAGCACGUGGCCGAAAGGAAUGAAGUACAAAGUAGAGGUUUUCCCCUGCUGCCCCGAGUCCUUCUCCUCAGAGCGGUCACCUUUGUCCCAGUGUCCAAGGUGAAUGGGCAGGCAGAGGUCGACGACAUCCUGGCAGCCGUCCGCCCCACCACCUGCCUUGUGACCAUCAUGCUGGCCAACAAUGAGACCGGCGUCAUCAUGCCGGUCCCUGAAAUCAGUCAGCGGAUUAAAGCCCUGAACCAGAGGCGGGCGGCGGCCGGGCUGCCCCUCAUCCUUCUGCACACAGACGCCGCGCAGGCCUUGGGGAAAACGCGUGUGGACGUGGAGGACCUGGGCGUGGACUUCCUGACCAUCGUGGGGCACAAGUUCUAUGGUCCCAGGAUUGGAGCACUUUACGUCCGAGGGCUCGGUGAACUCACCCCUCUGUAUCCCAUGCUGUUUGGAGGUGGACAAGAACGGAAUUUCAGGCCAGGGACAGAGAACACCCCGAUGAUUGCUGGCCUCGGGAAGGCCGCUGAGCUGGUGGCGGAGAACUGCGAGGCUUACGAGGCCCACAUGAGAGAUGUGCGUGACUACCUGGAGCAGAGGCUGCUGGCUGAAUUUGAUAAGAAAAUCCAUCUGAACAGCCAGUUUCCAGGGACUGAGCGACUCCCCAACACGUGUAACUUUUCCAUCCGGGGACCCCAGCUCCAAGGCCGCUUGGUGCUGGCUCAGUGCAGGACGCUGCUGGCUAGCGUGGGGGCUGCAUGCCAUUCGGACCAUGGGGACCGGCCGUCCCCGGUGCUGCUGAGCUGCGGCAUCCCCUUCGACGUGGCCAGGAACGCGCUCCGGCUCAGCGUGGGCCGCAGCACCACCAGGGCCGAGGUGGACCUCGUCGUGCAGGACCUGAAGCAGGCCGUGGCCCGGCUGGAGGGCCAGGCCUAGAGCCCAGGGCACCUCGUAGGAAGCCCUCCCGAGGGCCGUGCCAGGACGACUCUUCCUAAUUCGUCCAAGUCUCCAUUUGUCCUGAGUGUCUGAGCGUGGUGACGGGGCAGUGUGUGCUCCCAGCUCCCUCUCCUGCACAUGGUUGGUGGAGAGUGGGUGCUGGGCACACAGACCCCGCGGGGGCUUCUUGGCCCAGGACACAAGCACCCACGUAGGACUGUCACUGUCACUACUGCCCAACGGUGUGGGUCGAAGUAGAUAGAAACGCUUCGGCUGUGUCCACGCUCCCCUCUGGGAAGUGGGGAGAGCCUGUUGUGAACGCCCCCUUCCUGGAAGGUGGCAUUUUUAUCCAGAAGAUAAAAUCCUGGUAUUUAUAAUCCAUUGUCAGUUGCUAUCAUGAAAAUAGGAACCCUGAUAUUUUGCUGCGAUCAUGGCCUCCCCAUCCGUGUUUGCAGAGCAGUGGGUCGACCCUGCGUUCUCCCCCACCCUCAGGGCCCUGCUUAAGCCCUUUCCAGAUGGGUGGGGUCACGUCAAUGGGCUGCUCCCUGCUUGGCCCCCACUUCCGUGCCCGGCCCCGUCCCCCUGAUGAGGACACUGUGCCCACCCCUCCCACAGUCAGUGGCCCCUCCGGCCUCUUCCCCUUUGAUCUGUUGCUCAGGGUUUCAGCUCAGACGUCCGCUGCGUCUCGGGGCGGCCAGCACGUGUGCAGCUCUGGGUCGGCCCUGAGGUGGGAAAUCAGCUCCUCCCCACCUCAGCUUUCAUCUGCAUUUUAUUCACAGAAGGAUCUUUCAUCUCCACAAGUGCUUUGUGGCCUCACACGUCAUGUCUUAGGAGAUGUUUACAUAGGAAUGAUUUUUAAUUGAACAGCACUUUUAGUGUGUGGUUUUGAGGUGCAAAGAACUACACCAUGGCAUUGAGGAAACGUGCGUCAGAAAUUCAAUGAACUGAUAAACAAUUUCAGUGCUCA
Diceros bicornis minor is the source of this 2543-nucleotide messenger RNA. RefSeq names its product selenocysteine lyase (gene SCLY). Bases 281 to 1576 code for a protein of 431 amino acids. The transcript has 13 exons. The record is from RefSeq and is a predicted model, not a curated record. NCBI's taxonomy places the organism in Eukaryota, Metazoa, Chordata, Mammalia, Perissodactyla, Rhinocerotidae.